AAAAACAGAUCAGAAAAUAUUAGGUUUGGAUUUAUAAUUGCCUAAAAGGCAUUCAAAAAUAACUUAACCAAAUAACAGGGUUGUUUGACACUCGCAACGCCCCUCAUUCCGUGUACGCCAGCCCUGGUCUGAUAACGCCAACGAAGAAGCGGCACAAAAGAGAAAACAAUAAUGCAGCUAGCGUCGCUUUUCUUUGAUUGGAAAAUCUGAAACCCGUAGAAAGCGUGCAACGUGUAAAAUUGGAGCACAUGCACGCAUCUGGCCUCGAGGCUUAUCAACUGGAAAUAAAUCUGGGAGUAUGGCCACAUUACUUGCGGGUACAAAGUACUUGAAAGAUUCGGAGGAGGAGUCUGAAGAGGAGGAGGAUGAAGAAGAGGGCUCGGCGAAGUCCGGUUCUACGAGUUCUUUCAGCCUGCAAGAGUGCAUCGAUGAGUUCCGAGCCCGUCGAGUUCGUCGGGGGUCCGUACAGAGUCGCGACUGCGAGAAUAAUAACAACAUGGACAGAGCCAGUGAGGAGCAGCAGCCCCGAAGUCGUAGGGCAAUGGAUGCGGAUCUAAUCAACCAGAAUCGCUGCAACAAGGAGCAGGAACGCAAGGGUAAACCCUGCAAGGAUGGGUUCUGCUACUGUUUCACCAGCGACAGCGGGGACUGCGCCUCGAUAGCUCCGCCACGUGACCAGCACGUGCGCCUACCCCGGCGCAGCAGGCGUUCCGAGAGUAGUAAGACCACCAAGCAGAACAAUUUGGGCAGCCAGGCAAAGCAGACGGAGAAACGUCGCCAGAGCGAACCACCCAAUAUUAGGUCCUGUUCCAGAUCCAAAAGUCCUUUGACGGCUGUAAGUCGCCUGAGUGCCGUGGACGGCGAUGAUGCGCCGCUUAUCCACAUCAUCCAGGAGCUGCGCGACAAUUGUGUGGUGUCUGAGGUGCGAGUGAAUCGCCAAAGGUUGCCGCAAACAGCAUCCUGCUGCCAGCAAAGGAACUCUCGAAUAAAAGCCUGCAAAUUGGAGGCCUAUGAAGCUAUUGCCUACAAGCCCUCGGCUCCAGUUCUAUCCAACAUCAGCGAGCAGGAUUCGGCUGUGGAGGAGGAGCUAGCAAAGGAUUUUCAGCAAGUAAAGGAAAUGCCAACUACAGAGGCCAGUAGUCGUAAGAGCUCCCGUUCCCGUCGCAGUUCCGGUGGCGGUGGACGUCUCCUUCAAAAGCGACUCUCCCUGACUCAAGUAAACUUCAAGGCACGCGAUGUUCAUCAACCACCGAAGAAGCCUCCGCGUCGCAGUUCCCAGAGUCUGGAUGGGAAGUGUUCGCAAUCAUCGCUGGCCUCCACAAAUCCUUCCGUACGGGAGGCGGAGCGGGUCCUUGACGAAUUUCUUCGCAAACACGGCAUCCAGGUGCCUGUAAGUAACCCAGAAGCGAAAUCCUCUCGGAAGAAGGAAAGCCAACGCAGAUCCUAUCCCAUGGCUGAAGUGGAGAAGCCCAAAAGCCGCAGCAGCAAGCAGCUACCCACAUGCCCUUCACUCAGCGACAUAGAGCGCGUUGUGGAGUCCAAGAAAGGCUCCAAUUACUCUCGAAAUAUUCGCCAGGAAAGUAUCCGGAAGAGCGGGCCUUCCAAGCAGAUCAUUCUGGGCUGGACGGAGCCCAAAAUCAGUGAAAUGCUCAACUACGAGGGAAAGUCUGCCAGCGAUUUUAAAUCUCUUGCUCCGUCAGCGGAGCCACAAGUGUCGAUUGGAUGGCAAAUGCCAAAGCCCCAACCUCAGCCAGUGGUCCCAAAGGUCUCCCUGGACACGGUCGAUGGCAUCAUGAGCGACAAUUUCGCAUCCAACAUGGAGCACAAGGAGACGCCCAUCAAAUAUCCGAAAAUUAUCAAAACAGCAGGCGGGCAGGCCAGCCAGAAAUUCAUCUGGGGGGAGCAGUGGCGGAACCUUUCCCCCUGGAAAGGCAACAACAAGUCCAAAAAGCUGACCUCCAAGUCCAAGAACUUUCUCAACAACUCCAAGAAGAAGAUCCUGCGAUUUGUUUCGCCAAAGAAAUCAAACCAGCAGGAGCAUCCGCGCGAGGAACAAAUCCGAAACACUCCCAAGUUGUGCACUGUUGGCGUUCAAACCUCCACCUCGCAGCUGGACCUACAGUCCCAGUCUCCGCCAGGCAGCUAUCACUCACCCAUUCAGACCACUCCCUCCGGCACGACCACCUCAACGCGCCAACACCUGGACAGGGAGCAGCCCUACUUCGACUUCGAUCGUAAAGUGGAGGCCCCGACGCCUCCAAAGAAGAUUCCUCGUGCGAACCGCGCUCGUAAAUUGGACUUCCAAACGCAGGCAGCCCCUACUACGUAUCGCUCGUAUCAGAAAGAUCUCGACCAGGACGUUACUCUAACCAAAAUGGGCUACCUUCUCAGCAGCAUUCGGUCCAAGCUGGAGGCCAGCGAUGAACGGGCCAUGCAAACGUUUCGGGAUUGUUCCCGAUUUGAGUCCCGUCACUCGUCUCUGGAGCAGUUCCCACGGCAAACUGAAAGCUACGACUGCACCGAUGGACCUAGCUCUCAGACUACCGCCUCUGUGGCCACCACUCGUCCUGUACUACACAGGGAACUGGAUAGUGAACCCAUUUAUUCUGAGAUCGAGGAGGAUUGCAUGCGGAUCAGGGGAAGUCCGCAUCAUGAGGUUAAGACUGCAGUGCAGCGGGUAACUCCCACGCCCACUUCUACGCCAACGCCUAGCUCAGCGAAUUAUGUUAGUGAAAUUACUCCAGUGCCUUCGCCCUCGUCCGCUGAUUUGGAGGCCAUGUAUGCCAGGGUGCAGAAGACUCCAAAAAACUCACCACAGAUUAGGGGGAAACCCAGUCAAAUGAUAGUGGCUCCCCAAGAAACAAAACAUCAGAUCGUUCAAAAAAUUCCUCCGCAAAGACCUAAUCUGGAAUUGGGGUCUGAGGUUCAUCAAAAUAUUCACAGCCAGCCCGUUGCAUUGGGUCACUUUCUUCAUGAAUCCUUGAAGAACGGCAGCUUCUUUCAGUUUAUGCCGCUGCCUGAGGAGCCAAGUGGCACGGAAUCUUCUUGUUCAGCCAGUCAAGCGACCGAAUCUUCGGUAAUCCGCCAAUCAGCCUUAAAGACAACUCCUCCUGUGCUCCACCAGUCUUUGAACAACAUCAGCGAAAAGCACUCGCCUCCCAAAAACUACCGUAAUCUGUCCAGAUCUCAGCUCUCUCUGCAGCGCAGUGAGAUCUUCCUCGACAACUUGUGCCGCAGUGAACUGGUGCUGGAUCGUCUCGAGAAGGUCCCCAAUAAGGCAUAUUCAAAUGUCGAUUCAGUGUCGUAUGACCUACCAAAUGAAGGUGCGGAUGAGCUGUACGCAGAUUACAGCAUGGGAGAGGCUGGGAGUGGCGGAAGUUCCAUUGGCGCCAAUGAGUACGGUUCCGGGAAGAUAGAGCCCCAGCCGGAGAACCAGAGCACCCCAAAGAAAAAAGUGCCGCCAAAUAGCCAGCGCUUCACAACUAAGCCUGCACCCAAUCUCAGCAUUGAUAUAAACGAUAGCCAAACCACGCCUCUGCGUCCUUUGGGCCAGAAUAUCAGCUUCAGCUGCCCCACAACUCCUCAGCAGGCGGAGCUACAGGUGGGUAACUCUUCGGGACUGCACAACAACAGCAGCAGCUUGGUGGAGCUGGGACAGGUGAGUCUGCCCAACAAUCCCAGCGACAGCCAGCUGAUGUCGGUCAGCGCCCUGGCCCGAUACCGCCUGCUGAAGGAUGCACUGCGUCGGUCAUAUCGCAAGGGUAAAGACUUUUUCAAGGCAGAGAAGCUGCGACUCACAAACACCUUGAACAUAUCGCGAGAUCAGUCGAAUCAAACGGAAGGCGAGCUGGACAACAGCAGCUAUUAUGCCAGUUUUAAUUUGGAUUCUCUGCUAAAUGAAUCUCUGACCACCAAGGAGCAACUGGCUCAAGCUGUCAGCAUUUGCCGCCAGAUGCCAGAGCUGGAGAUUUCCGCUGAGAUGGUGGAGGCAGAGCGGUUACUGCUCUUCUCCAGCCUACGGAAGUCGAAGCCUUCUACUGGAGUCAGGAAUGAGGAAGCUCUGGCGGCGCGGAGGCAAGCACAGUGCCUACUUAUCGAUGCCAUGAAGCUGCAAGUGCGUGCGGACGUUAGUCAGGAUAUGUUUUUCAACUACCAUUACAUCUGCACCUUUGAGUGCGGAGGACGUAUUCGUUCCACUCAGUCGGUAGAGUGCCAGAAUGGUGUGGCCCUGUUCCGCGAUUGUGGUCUGGAGUUCUAUAGUGCAGAUAAAGCAGAGUCCCUGGAGCUGCAUUGCCAGAUCUUUAUGUUGAGACUGCGCAAAGUGUCCACUCUAUCUUUAGAGCCCUCCAAAUCCCUGCGACGAGGAAGCGGAAAUUUAGGUUCCUCCAACUCAAGUUCCUCUUCUGGUUCUGGCUCUGAGCUCAUCGUCUCCCGCUUUCGGCUGCACGCCUCUUUUACCGUGAGGGCCAUGGACCUGUCACCCUUCGAAGUGGUGGACAGUGAAACUAAAGCCAGUGAUACCAUUUGCUUGCGCAGUUCCCGAUCCUGGCAGCUACCCAUCAAAGCUCACACAAAAUCAACAAAUCUGGGACCGGGAAUAGCUAUUACCGGCCGGGUUGAUCUUAGACUGCCCAAGGUUCGCUUCUCCGGUUUCCUAAACGUCCAGGAUCCCAAGAACCAGCAUCAUUGGAAUCGCAGAUGGUGUAGUCUGGAUGGCUUGGAGCUGUCUGUCUGGCAACAUGAGCACAAUCUUGAGAAUGAAAUACCGAUUUUUUCGCUAGAGCUGCCAGGACGUGGACAGUCUUGCGUAGCAGCGGCUCCACGAGAUCUUUGUGCCAGAGUCAGGAGUUUUCUUCUGCAGGGAAAGGAGUCGGAUUAUGAAUCGGGUGUAUUUUUCGCUGCCGACACACAGACUGAACUUUUGGAGUGGCUGCGCCAUCUUAACGAGGCUCUAGAGUUCGCCAGGCACUGGCUGAAUGCCCCUUAACAACGAUGGCAUUCCGUAGACAUAUUUUUUUAUUUUAUAUGUUUUACCUUUCUAUUUAUAUUUCGUUAUUUUUAUACAUUUCCGGGAAUUGUAAAUCAGAGUGUUUGCCAUGCAAACUUGCCACUCGAAUCUAGCUAAGAAUUUAUAUAGAUUGUAAGAGUUAACAUUCCUAUGGACCUCUUGGGGAUAUAGUCAUUGGAUCUAAAUCAUUAUCUGGCCCCGCAGAUGAAGUUACAACAACAACAGUUUAUUACAUACAUAAUUUACA
Messenger RNA from Drosophila bipectinata, 5255 nucleotides. RefSeq lists its product as uncharacterized. The record is from RefSeq and is a predicted model, not a curated record. NCBI's taxonomy places the organism in Eukaryota, Metazoa, Arthropoda, Insecta, Diptera, Drosophilidae. Gene Ontology annotation, cellular component: actomyosin contractile ring. Gene Ontology annotation, biological process: mitotic cytokinesis; septin ring organization; actomyosin contractile ring assembly.